Messenger RNA from Cimex lectularius (bed bug), 1016 nucleotides. RefSeq lists its product as uncharacterized. Gene Ontology annotation, cellular component: glycosylphosphatidylinositol-N-acetylglucosaminyltransferase (GPI-GnT) complex. The record is from RefSeq and is a predicted model, not a curated record. The transcript has a single exon. Gene Ontology annotation, biological process: GPI anchor biosynthetic process. Bases 162 to 701 code for a protein of 179 amino acids. Lineage: Eukaryota; Metazoa; Arthropoda; Insecta; Hemiptera; Cimicidae.
AGCCUUUAUUUAAUACUUAGCUUUUAUUAAAAUUUGGCUAGUGGCUUUCUGAAUUCGAUUUUUCUGUUAUCGAUAACCGGGAUCUUUCAAGUUUUUCUUAUCAUUAAAGGUUACAGACUUCUGUUAUUAUUAUGAAACUAAAAUAUUAAUGUGGUUUAAAAAUGUGCCCUGGCUCGGAGGACAGUUUAAAGACAAAGUCAUAUUCCAACGGAUCGUUAGAGAAGGCGUCUUAUAAACAGUUUAGUUUCAGAAAAAGUUAUUGUUUUGUCAAUAAGUUAACAGUGACUGUGUAUUCACUUUUGUUCUUAACUUGCCUGUUGGACGGGGAGUGUCAUGCUAGAAAGUGUUUCUAUGCGACUCUAGUCUCAGUGGUCUUCGGAUUGCAACUCUUGUCAGCUUUCUAUACGGUUAUCGAAGAACAUCUUCUUCUCGUCGUACCUUUGCGGAUUCAAAUGACUUCAAUCUAUUACUACGGACAACAGUCGACAGUGUCCAUUCCGUGGUACAAGAUUGCCGACUUGAUGAUCAUCGACGAGAUAACGUGCCAGCAGGUUUUGCCCUUCUUGGCCGUACAGUUCAAGGAAGGUGUUACAAUUGAUGGCCAGAGCCAUAUCAUACUUUUUCCGAAUAUGAGGCCUAGGCUGGCACACCUCGAAAGGAUUUAUCGCGAUUUACAACAAAUCAUCGACGCCAACAGGUAGCAUUCGUCUUAACGAAACCUCUGUGAUUUUGUGCCACCGAUUGACCAAAGACUGAUCUCAAGUAAAACGCAAACCAGGUUUGCUCAGCGCUCCGAUAAACUUCAGAUAAUUCAUUAGGCACCAGGUCCGGUGAAAAGGACUAUAUGAAAAGGAUUGUGUCGCUACAAAACUUGGCACUCACGCCAAAUUUAACUAACUACUAAGAGUAAAGAGCCAACAAGAAACAUUCCACAUAACUCACAAUUUGUAAAAAAUAAUAAUUAAUAUUGCUAUAUUUAAUUUUGAAAAGUAAUAUAAAAAAAGAUAUUAUUUAUA